Molecule: messenger RNA, 4735 nt
Organism: Nothobranchius furzeri (turquoise killifish)
Lineage: Eukaryota; Metazoa; Chordata; Actinopteri; Cyprinodontiformes; Nothobranchiidae
Gene: fam171a1
Product: family with sequence similarity 171 member A1
Biological process (GO): regulation of cell shape; stress fiber assembly
Cellular component (GO): plasma membrane
Source: RefSeq, a predicted model, not a curated record
CGGUGCUGAGCGUAGAGCAGUCCGCCUGUAAGUGCCGUUCUGGGGCUUGAGGCUCGGAGGAAUGGGGCCGUCUUCCUCCCUGACCCUGCUGGUCCGUUGAUGGAAAAAAAGGGGCUGGGGAUGCACGUCGGGGCAGAUGAAACAGCUUUACAGGCUAAAAUUCAGGACUGCUGAUGCUACACAACAUGGAGUGUCGCCUCCUAUGCGGAAUAAACACAGCUGUGAACCGACAGUGAGUUUUUAGACGCGAAAUAAUUCGUUUUUAUUCAGUUUUAAACCCGUUUGCUUUGAUACACAUCUGCAAUGAUGUUGGCUGCGGGCUGGAGUAGGACUGCUGCGAAUCUACUCUUCCUUUUGGGACUCCUCGUCUCUAAAGCUGCCGCCAAAACAUCUUCGGAUGCCUCGGCGACACAAGAGGUGGCUCUGAAGGUUCAUCUAAGCGAUGCCAGCACUCAUCAGCCCCUGUUUGGAGUUACCGUACAGCUCUUUGCCAACCACACAUCCGUAUCCACGGAAACCUCAUCAGCUGAUGGCAACGCCUACCUGCGCUUCCUCUACCGCCUCGGGACACCGCUGGUUGUCACUGCAACCAGACAGGGAUAUGUGCCAAACUCUGUUCCCUGGACUCCCUCCAGAUUACCUGUGUUUUCCUCCAUCAGCCUGGAUCUGCUUCCAGAGAGAGCGGCCACCCUGAUGGUGUAUGAAGAUACUGUUGAGAUUGUGUCCGGUCUACAAGGUUUAAGAGGCCAUCCCACCGUGCGGUUUCAGCGCAGAGCUCUGACUCUUCCCUCUAACACGUCCUACGCCAACUUGACUGCUCUGCUCACCAUGGCGAGCUCCCCCUCUCACAUCCAGCACUUCCCUCAUCUGCAGAUUCUUGGCAGCAACGGCACAGGAGCAGAGAAAACGUUUGAGUUGGCUCCUGUAGCGGCCAUCUCUGUUCACCUAUUGGCCAGUGAUGGAAGGGAGCUGCAGGUGAGCGAGCCAAUCACCGUUUCCAUUCCGCUGCCGGCUGACACCAAUCUAAGGGAAAAUGAUCACAUUCCUGCCUGGAGAUUUGACCCACGUAUAGGUGCCUGGAUAAAGAGCAGCUGGGGUCACGUAAAGGAGGAGGGUGCCCAGCUCACGCUGACCUACAUCGCUCCCCAGCUGGGGUACUGGGUAGCCGCCAUGUCACCGCUGCAUUCAGGUCCGCUGGUUGCGAGGGACAUCAGCACCUACCACACGGUGUUCCUGUUGGCCAUACUGGGAGGAAUGGCUCUCAUUCUGCUCUGCCUGCUCUGCCUCCUGCUGUACCACUGCCGACGUCGCUGUUUGAAACCACGAGGGUCUCAUCGCAAACUCGCUUUGUCGUCUGGUCUGGACAGCAGUAAGAAGGAUCAAGCCACCUCUAUGUCCCACGUGAACCUCAUCAGCAACGAGGUGCAGCUGGAACUUGUUUCCACGGCAACUGAGCCUGACAUGACCACUCCAAUGCUGAAGCCUUCUUCGUACGAGCUCCAGGACAGUCAGCGUCAGAGUCUUCUCCAUCACGCCAAACAGAGUCGUUCGUCGCUCGGCAACAACAGCCAGCACGGCUCGUCUUUUGGCAAUCUGACUCCUCGCAGCAGAGACUAUCGGCAGUCCUCGGAGACUUUCCAGCUGAAGGCGGCCUUUCCCUCCGGGACAGAAAGAGGCUACCGCCAGUCGUACACCUCGGUCUGCUCGUCCAGCAACCCCGUUUCAGAAGUUCUGUCAUCAUCCAAUCACGGACAGGCGUCUGUGACGCAGCUGAGCAGCGUUGGCGUUAUCGAUUGCAUCUCUCCCUGCUCUCCUCCUCGCACCCCCAGCAGGGGUGAGGGAGGGGAGUGCAGGGCUCCUGACCACCUUUUAUCCCGCUCCGUAGAUCACCUGGAGCGCCCGAACCCCCAGCUGCUCUCUCGACCCGGUCAGCUGCUCUGUUGCGGCUCUGUGGACCUGCUAAGUGGAGGUGAAGGGUACUCGAGAGUGCGCCCCACACUGGUGAUCCCGGCACAUUACAUGAGGCUUCCAGGCGAGCACCCACUGUCCGGUCAGGCCCUACUGCUGCAGGCGGACCAGCAGAGUGACUUGGAGACCAUCCAGGCUGAGCUCAAUGCCUCACAUUCCCAGCAGCCCCUGGGACAACCGUCCCCUGACUGCUCCCCGGGUCCCAACAAGCAGGGCGAUGGAGAACAUCUCAAACUGUCUGAGUCCCUUUCUAUUCCCGCUGCUCUGGGGGAAACCGCCCUGGUUGAAAUCAACAAAGAGGACACCUUGUUGGCUGAGAAGACUUUAAUGGAGCUGAGAGGAGGGAAACCUCUUCCUCACCCACGAGCUUGGUUUGUCUCACUGGAUGGACGCUCUAAUGCUCACAUUCGCCACUCAUACAUCGACCUCCAGCGGGCCGGGUGCCACAACAGCACGCAGAGCUCAGAAGGUCAGCACGAAAACGGCGGGAGGCACAGCAACGGCAACGAUGCCAGUCUGGACUCUGGUGUGGACCUGAACGAACCGAGGGCGGGACGCAGGGGUAGAGAUGUGGAGCGGGAGGAGAGAGAGGGCGAGAAAGACCGAAAGGCUGCGACACCGGCCACGGCCUACACCCAGCUGGUUUAUGUAGACGACCGAGAAGGAGGGACCAACGAGGAGGUGAACUUCAGCCCCCAGGACAGCAAAACAGGACCCGCCCUGCCAAAGAAGGCAGAGGGCAGCAGACCAGAUCAGAGACGGGGGGGUGUGGAGGCGAAAACAGCUGAGGGAGUACAAACGCAGGAAGAACCGCCCUCACUCUCCCCCACGUCCCCCGCUUCGCCCUCUCCCCUCCCCACGCCGGAGGAGGUGACUUUCAGGACUGACCAUGCGCUGUUGUCAGUCUCCCCAGAUGAUGAUGCAGCACAGGAGGAGGGAGAGGAGGAGAAGAAAAGCCCCUGGCAGAGAAGAGAGGAGCGCCCCCUGCUGGCCUUCAACCUCAAAUGAGUCACAAACUAUUCUUGGGUACGUUUUUUUUUCAUGUUCAUACUGAUCCUCUAGAAAGUGGAAAGUAGAUGAAAAUCACGUGGAGAUUGCAUUAGUAGCCGUGGACAGGAGGACACGUAUGAGCCGUCCCCGGCGUAGACAACAAGGUAAACCUAUCCGUUACUCCUCCACCACCUGGACAAGAACAUGAAGGACACAUCUGUUCAACUCGAGCCCUUUCCUCUAAACUGGGCACUGAGAACAUGUUUCAGUACUGGGAUCUGCUUCUGUCUCGUGCUGUCGUCGUGACGCCAUGUGAUCCAUCAGGACCGCAUCAGAAGGGAGACGAACACACUUUGGAGGAGAGAGAUUUUCUGCACAACAAACAUAUAACUUUUAUAAACAUAAACAGCCUUUUUGGUGUAACUGAACUGUGGGUGAAGCUGAGAAGUCCUGACUGCAGCAGCCUCGUUCUUGAGCCACGUUGGCCUGAGACCACUGAUGACAUCCGGGACGAGGGUAAAACCCAGUGUAGCCGUGCUGGCCGAGAGAAAUGCAUAACAGGACUACUUAACAGUUUGUUUUUCAGUCUGUGUUCCAGGAUUUAACCUGAGCCCACAGCAGUAAGCCUUGAAUCAAACACUCGGAUCCUCUGGUGGUCCGUCUCGUCCAGCCGGUCAGCUGGUGCGUUCGUUCUGUGGGCGUUCACAUGAACUCCGCCAACGUCUGGGGGCUGAUGAAAGAAAACCACUAACUGCGUUUUGGUGUAAUCUGUUCUCGUGAAACGCCGUUUUUUGGUGAAAAAGGAUGAAUCACCACUACAAAACCCGUGCUUAUCGUGAGGUGUGGUUUAAUGAAGGGUUUUUUAUCAACGCUGAACCACUGACUUGCAGAUCUUUGCUCCUAAAGCUAUGCAUUAUUUUUAUAUGACAGCUUCAGAUGCCUUGUUUUAUUUUAAUCACUAUCAUUUUAAAUGCCAAUAUGAAGUUAUUUUCCUGAAAAUGAGCGACUUUUUAUUUCUUUUAAUAUGUCAAGCGCUUGUCUUAGCCAGCGUUUGAAUGGAGCUACAUCAUCUGUCUAACAUUUUACCAAGAAAACAACCUGCUUGCUGCUUUUUCAGCCGACCUUUCACUUCCCCCUUUCCCUCCAUACAAUCCAAGUGCCUUUGAAUAAUCUGUAAUUUGUAGAACGUUAUUUAUUCCUCGCCUUUUUUGCCUUCUGCUGUCCUCUCCUACCUCAGCCUUUACCUUCGUGUUUUGACCUGUGAGGGAAAGCGUGUAAACUUCCUCACUGCUCUGAAGGCGUCUACCAGCUGCUGCAAUCUUCAGAUCUUCUCCAUCGGUUUUUAUCGUAGAAAGCAGUUCAGGGUCUGCUGAUGUUUUCAGGAAAGAAGAAGCUAAGUGUGAUUGUAUGUGAAGCUACUCUGCAGUUUUAUUACAAAGCUUGUUUUCGUUGUUUUGUGUUUGUGGAGGAUGGAGAUUCGUCUUGAAUGUGUUUCUAGUGGUUGUGUCUGUCUCAGGUGCUGCUGAGCGACUGAGAAACAAUCAGCAGACAUCCCAUUAAGAUUAAUCUAGAAAUCAUAAUCCUGAGUAUGCAUAUUUCUUUGCUUAUCUCCGCCCGAUCCGAAGAACUUGCGAGUGGGGGUUACAGAUGUUUUUUUUCUCUUUCUGUCUUUUGCCUGGGCAGACUAGCAUCACAGCAGUCUGAGUGUACAUGUGUUAUUAUGAAUGUCAUUAUCCUUUAAAGCCUGCUAUCUGAAUAAACACCCAAACUGGAAAUA